CGCCUUCCUUCUCCAGCAGCAGAGCACACUGUCACAACCCACAUCCAUCUCUAGCUUCUACUCCAGCUGAAGCACACACGCACCAAGGCAGACUCCAUGGACGCCGUGGAGUCCUCCACUUCGCCCUACUCGCCGCCGUCGCUGCGCCACAAGCUGCGGACCACCGUCUGCGGCUGCUUCUGCUCGCCGUCCUCGCCAGGCAGCGGCGGGGAGAGGCCGCAAAGCGGGGUCAGGACCAGGUGGAGGAGGCGUGUGGCGGCCGCGGGGGAGUUCAGGUACGACCCGCUCAGCUACGCGCUCAACUUCGACGACGGCGGCAGCGACGACGGCGCGGAAGCAGAGGACGCAGCCUUCCGGCACCGGAACUUCAGCUCGCGCCUGCCGCCCUCGCCGGCGCCGGCCUCCCGAGCCGUCGCCAUCGCCUGAAGUCGGGAAUCGAAUCGUGGUAGCUAGCGGCCGUCCUUUACUGCUUCUGUAGCUUUUGUCUCUCUGCUUCUUCUUCUUCUUCUCCAAGUGAAAUUGUAUGAACGCUGCGAGUAUGUGAAAGCAGUUUAUACGGGCGUGCAAAUCGCAGCGGUGUGGUAGUAACAGUGUACCAGUAGCAUCAUGUAUACAUUACAUAUAGUAGGAAUCAAUCAACCAAUUUUAAUGUUC
Messenger RNA from Triticum urartu, 654 nucleotides. RefSeq lists its product as uncharacterized. The record is from RefSeq and is a predicted model, not a curated record. NCBI's taxonomy places the organism in Eukaryota, Viridiplantae, Streptophyta, Magnoliopsida, Poales, Poaceae.